AUGGAGGGACUGAUGGUUGACAUGCAGAAGAAAGGCUGGAAAAUUGGAGCAGUGGUCACCGAUAAUGCGGGUCAGUGCGGCCGGGCGAGACGGAUUUUGAGCCUCAGGUGGCCUACUAUCGCUUUUGUCAUCUGUUUUGCACAUGACCUGCAUAACUUGGUUAAAUCUGUACUCAAGUCGGACUAUGCGGAAGUUAUCAAGAAGGCCUCCGAUGCUGUCAACGCCCUAAAUGCUUCGUCGGCCAAGUGGCUAGUGGAAGCCAAUGCGUGUAUGGAAGAAACUUACGGGUAUAAACUGAACGUGAAGCAGCUAUGUGAAACACGAUGGAACAGCAUGCAUGGCUGCUUUGCAUCGCUUCUACGAAUUCGCAGUGCUCUGGAGUUAUUGGAGUUUUGGAACUCACUUAAAGAUUCUGAAGAAGUCGUGCGCCCUCUCUCCUACGCGUCCCUGAAACUACAGCGUGAUGAAAAUACCAUGGCCGAUGUUGUCGUCUGCUAUCUCGAUAUCUUUGCUGGAUUUCACAAGCAUCCGUACGGUAGCAGGAAUCUUAUUCGCGAAGUGGAGAAACGAUGGCUUCAAUGUGAGCAACCGCUAAUGCUGUUAGCUCUCUAUUUACUGCACACAGACAAGCUGCUAAAAGGCUCCUAGGCAAGACACCGCUGACUUCAGCUGGC
Messenger RNA from Phytophthora nicotianae INRA-310, 674 nucleotides. RefSeq lists its product as hypothetical. NCBI's taxonomy places the organism in Eukaryota, Oomycota, Peronosporomycetes, Peronosporales, Peronosporaceae. The transcript is spliced from 2 exons. The coding region runs from base 1 to 648 and encodes 215 amino acids. The record is from RefSeq and is a predicted model, not a curated record.